CCAAUCCGCCGAUUGUAUUUCGGAAUGUGGGGCUACACGUAUGUACGCUGAAUGAUCGUCGAUCGGACGGUGACUGCGAUUAGAGCGUGCAACAGUCGUCGACCAUCGAUCGACGCAUUUAGUUGGAACGUCAGCGCCUCGUGCUGGCUCAGGCGUUUAACGGUGGUAUGCCCAGUUUUUCUUUUCUGUAAAACACGACCGCGGAUUGUUGAGUGCGAAGAUACAAGCCCUGGAAGAACGGUGCAUCUGCUGGUUAGAAAACAACGUUUUUGCACGCCUCUGGAACAGGCGAAGAUCGAAUCAUUAUCUCGAUAACAAGAGAAAUCCGUUCGAAGAUACCAGUACGAAUUGAACGAUGGUGGAGAACGGGAAACCGAACCAUCAAGUUGGCCUGAUCAACAAUGGUGUCGAGGGGAAGGUUUCGGGUACUCGGUUGCAGAUCGUACCGGUACAACCGAAAACGAUCACCCAUCUACCAAAGAGGCCGCCUGUGGAUCUUGCAUUCACCGACUUGACGUACAAGGUGCGGGAGGGACGUAAAAGCAAUGUAAAAACGAUUUUGAAGUCCGUCAGCGGACGGCUACGAUCCGGCGAGCUGACGGCGAUUAUGGGGCCAUCCGGGGCAGGAAAGUCUACUCUUUUAAACAUUCUGACCGGAUACAAGUCGACCGGCGUGGAAGGUAGUAUCACGAUGAACGGCCACGAGAGGAACCUCAGUGCCUUCAGAAAGCUCUCUUGCUAUAUCAUGCAGGACAAUCAACUACACGCGAAUUUAACGGUGGCCGAGGCCAUGAAAGUCGCCUCGAACCUUAAGCUCGGUUCCCAUGUCAGCAAAGCGGUAAAGGAGGAAGUGAUCCAGGAGAUCCUUGAGACGCUCGGUCUGUCGGAGCAUAUUCGAACCAUGACCUCCAACCUGAGCGGUGGUCAGAAAAAGAGGCUCUCGAUCGCCCUCGAAUUAGUGAAUAACCCGCCGAUCAUGUUCUUCGAUGAGCCUACCAGUGGUCUGGACUCGUCGUCGUGCUUCCAAUGUAUCUCGCUACUGAAGACUCUGGCCCGUGGUGGGCGGACGAUAAUCUGCACGAUUCAUCAGCCCAGCGCCAGGCUGUUCGAAAUGUUCGAUGCUCUGUACACGUUGGCCGAGGGACAAUGCGUGUACCAAGGAUCCACGUCGCAGCUGGUCCCGUUCCUUCGCAAUAUCGGCUUGAACUGUCCAAGCUACCACAAUCCGGCCUCUUUCAUCAUAGAGGUGUCCUGCGGCGAAUACGGGGACAAUAUCAAGAGCCUGGUGAAUGCCAUAAAGAACGGAAAGUACGAUAUCCGGGAAGGUUAUCCGUUCCCCGAGAAUAAAUCGGAGGGGCUGAAUAAUGGACCGAGCGAGUCAUUGCAAAAGAACGUUGACGCUGGAGAAAACGCAGAGGCGAGGAACAAAAAUGACAUGAAGAAUCUGGAGGAGAAAUUUCAGGACAAUAAAACGAAAGAUUUGAACAACGGGGGGAUUAUUCCUUCUUUCGCCACCAACGAUAUCGUGAAACUAGCGGACGUAGUGAUAUCCAUGGACGCAGACAAGAAGGAGAACGCAGACGUGGCGUUGCUCGACGAUUCGAUCAUAGUGACGCCAGAACGGUAUCCCACGUCGGAGUAUCAGCAAUUCUGGAUCGUUUUGAGGAGAACGUUGCUCUUCAGUCGCAGAGACUGGACUCUUAUGUACCUACGACUGUUCGCUCACGUUCUGGUAGGAUUACUGAUCGGCGCGCUAUACUACGACAUCGGAAAUGACGGCGCUAAAGUACUUAGCAAUCUUGGGUUCCUCUUCUUUAACAUGCUGUUUCUCAUGUACACGUCCAUGACCAUCACGAUUCUUUCUUUUCCACUGGAGUUACCGGUGCUUCUCAAGGAGAACUUUAACCGAUGGUAUUCCCUCAAGUCCUACUAUCUGGCGAUAACGGUGUCCGAUAUACCCUUCCAGGCGAUAUUCUGCAUACUAUACGUGACGAUCGUGUAUUUCCUGACGAGUCAGCCAACGGACACUAUGAGGUUUAGUAUGUUCUUGGGCACGUGUCUUUUGAUAUCGUUCGUCGCGCAAUCAGUUGGACUUGUGGUCGGAGCGGCGAUGAACGUGCAGAACGGUGUAUUCCUGGCGCCUGUUAUGUCCGUGCCGUUCCUUCUGUUCUCCGGGUUCUUUGUCAGCUUCGACGCCAUUCCUGUGUACCUCAGAUGGAUCACUUAUCUGAGCUACAUCAGAUACGGGUUCGAGGGGACCGCGUUGGCCACUUAUUCGUUCGGUCGGGAGAAACUCAAGUGUUUCCAGGUCUACUGCCACUUUAAAAAUCCGGAAACAACCCUGGAGGAGCUGGACAUGCUCGACGCGGACUUCACUCUCGACAUUCUUGCUCUGCUCUUGAUAUUCCUCGUUCUUCGAAUCGCUGCCUAUCUGUUCCUUCGCUGGAAACUGAAGACUGCGCGAUAGACGAUCAUCUUGUACAAAUUUAUCGAUAUUCGAGCGUGCAACCUGUAUACAAGUGGGAUGCCAGGAUAAACGCGCGUCUUCGGUGUUAUUCGCCCCGUGUUUUAGGACAAAAUAAUGACUGAUCGAGAGGUGGGCAUACCCUCGAUGCCGUGUUUAAACAGUUUCUUCAUCGAUGAUUAUCGAUCGACGAAGAAAUUGCAUCUCUAGAAACGCAACCGGCGGGAUGUCAUCGCAAAGACCGCCCCAAGGGCAUGCUUACAAUUGUUAAACAUUGAAUCCGUGAGAUCUAAACUGACGUAAUUUAUUCGUUCUUUUUGUUUUUAAUUAGUUUUACAACGAUAAAACACAACGACUCUAUACAGUGACAAACGCGAUAUUACAUUUCGUUCAGGGUACUAUUUCGUCCUUUUAUAUUUGUUUAAUUACACGAUACGUAGCACAACGUUCUAGUAUGCACGUAUGUAAGCAUGUUGACGUUCUCAAGUCAACCUGCAUCGAUGUGUGACUGUGUAUGCGUGUCUGUGUGCCUGAGAGAGAGAAAGAGAAGCGAGAAUCGGGAAUAACGUGUGCGAGACGAUCCCGAUACGAGUAUAGGACAGCUUUGUCGGAUAUCAAAGCGCUGCUACUUUAUUCUUUUGGAGAACAAGUAAAAAAAACAAUAAGAGGCCUUAAUUGACAACGUUUCGCGAGCGAUCACAAUUUUUUAACCACCAAUGGCUGUGAUUUUGACGAUGCAGGAGAGUUACGAAAGAUUAAAUAUGUUUUUUUUUUUCGUAAAACGAAAGAAACUGCGCUAGGAAAGCUAAUUAUCUUGCCAACCGCAUCACAUCUGUGUAUCUCGUAAUACGUGAACGUUCUCUUUGUUAUCGCGCGGCAACCAGCGAGUACACGAUGGAGAAAAAAAAGAAGUAAAUCUUUUAUGCACAUCGUAACUCUUCCAAUUAACGUGUCUCUUAUACGUAGAACGUAUAUCCUAUUAAUCAAUUUAUAUUUUCUAAGCGGAGCCUACUUUUUAUAUAAAACUAUAAGUUACGUGAAGGGGGGGAGGGCAGGUAGUAGAGAAAGAGUACUGUAAAAAGCUUUAAAGAUACACACAAGUCUAUCGUCGGUUCUCGAUACGAGUCGAAUAUUUCACUUUCAUAAUUUAAACAUUUGUUAGAGGGUCGUGGCAUUGAUUUGGUACGCGAUCGAAAAACCGUUCGAUUGUUUUUUCUUCGUUUUUUAUAUAUAUGUAUACACACACACACACACAAGUAUCUAUAUAUACAUGUAAUGCCAACUCGACCAAUGUACUUCAACGGGACAUACAUAUGUUUAUAUCUAUUUACACAAAUGGGAUAAAUUAUAUACACAUCUUUACACGUGAAAGAUUAUUAGCCUGGUCGAAUCCGAUAAAACAAAUCAAUAUACUUUUGUAAAAGAUCGCGUGCGCCAGCGCGCAGGUGCACAGUAGCUGUACUAAAUUGGCGUACUCUUAAUUGUAUUUUAUAAAAAUGUGUUUAUUACGAAUAAAAGUAUACCUUUCAUAAAAA
Molecule: messenger RNA, 3999 nt
Organism: Dufourea novaeangliae
Lineage: Eukaryota; Metazoa; Arthropoda; Insecta; Hymenoptera; Halictidae
Product: ATP-binding cassette sub-family G member 4
Exons: 13
Coding region: 356-2467 (703 amino acids)
Cellular component (GO): plasma membrane
Molecular function (GO): ABC-type transporter activity; ATP binding; ATP hydrolysis activity
Source: RefSeq, a predicted model, not a curated record